This is a messenger RNA of Truncatella angustata, 1393 nucleotides long. RefSeq lists its product as uncharacterized. Bases 371 to 1225 code for a protein of 284 amino acids. Gene Ontology annotation, cellular component: membrane. The record is from RefSeq and is a predicted model, not a curated record. The transcript is spliced from 2 exons. Gene Ontology annotation, molecular function: metal ion transmembrane transporter activity. Gene Ontology annotation, biological process: transmembrane transport; metal ion transport. Lineage: Eukaryota; Fungi; Ascomycota; Sordariomycetes; Amphisphaeriales; Sporocadaceae.
GAGAAGUUGAGGAUGAGUUUUCUUGGAUUGCAUCUGAUGAAUCUGAUCAAGACCCACGGGGCUAUGUUUUUCACCAUGCUUCAGGUUCAUUGAUUCCUAUGGCUGGAGAGAAUGACAAACCCUACGACCAGCAAAAAGUUUGGCCCGAUCAGCAACAAUUACAUUCACAUCGUACAGAAACCGUCCGAGCAGCAUUAUCUAUCUCCAGUACGCUUUUCAAGACCAUGAUAAAUGGCGCAACAGUUGUGUAGGGUUGCUGUUGCAGCAAGAACUCAGACCAGAUUCCACGGGUGGAAUUAUCUCAACAACAUGGACGACUCAUAACCUCAGAUCUAUAAUCGACCAUAUCGAACAAGCCAAGUCAUAUACUAUGCCUCACUGGCACAAGUCAGUGAACUUGUGUAUACGUUCACAAAUACGCUCAAAGCUUAUACGUUUAAUGCAAAUUAAUAAUGCUGACGUUCUCCGUUCUUUGAAGGAAGCUAUCCUACACAUUGCUUGCGAGGGCAUGAGUGAUGUACUCUCUACAGUGAAUACGAACCUUGAUCGCAUAGAGCUCAACACGGCGACAACAAUAUCGUUGUUCAACGCAAACGACACCAAAGCGAUUGUUAAUGCACUAAAGACAUAUCUCGCACGCACGAGAAUGAUGACAUUCCAUUAUUCCGCUGCGUUUUCUUACUUAGACGAAGAAACAGGGGCAUUGACAUCUGCCAACUCGGUUAAGAUCUGCAACCAUGUUCGGCAAACUCUCGAUUCCACCAAGAAUCGACUAGACAAUUUCAGCCAGACGCUCAUGGCCACCAUGAGCAUAAUUGAGAGCCAAAGGGGUAUAAGGGAGGCAGAGAGUGUAGGCAAGCUCACGGAGCUAGCUUUCUUCUUCAUCCCUAUAACAUUCAUUGCGAGCCUCUUCGGUAUGAACGUCGUGGUAGGUCACCUUUCACGCAUUUAUCUGUCCAUUCUCUCUAACGCGACAAGCAAGGAGUUUGAAGGAAACCUCACUUGGCGGAUAUGGGCUGUUACUUCCGUUUGCUGCAUGAUCUUGAGCUACAUGGCGCUCUUCCGCAGGAUGUUCUGGAAGUGGUUUCCGACGCCCUCUGCCGUGCAUGAACGUUUGCUACCUUAUCUUCUUUUGCUUUUGCUCCGAUGGUACGACAUUCGAGAACUUUGUCAGGGCUGGAUACGCCGUCGGUGGAUAAAGAUCUGUACAUAUUGGGAAAGAUGAAUGUCGUCGGCCAGCAGUUUUGAACAUGCUAUCUGGUUUCCGCAAUGAAUCACUAAAGUCCAAAACCUGUCCUGUAUUAACCCGAUUUCUGAUGUAACAAUUGGUGCAAUAGGAGAUUUGUGGUCUACGGGUGUAUACGGAGACGGUUUGUUGGGCUUCCGGGUUCUU